AUGCAUUUAGCAAGACGUUUGCCGGCUAUUAGCAAGAAUUGUAAUGUGCGUUUAAUUAAAACUACCCCGGCAGUCGGAUCAACGGCGGCUGAAGAACAAAUUGUCAUACCCAAACGGAUACAACGUUCUCCCACAGCUAUUUUGGAGGCACUAUCUGCCACCGUGGGUAGAGAUCCAACAGCACCGCAUUACAAGUUUCAUGAUGAUCCAUAUUUGAUACCCACCUCGAAUGUUAGCAAACGUACCUUUGCCAUGGCCCAGGAGGCUGGACGCAAGGCGGCCAAAUGGAUUAAGGAGGAACAUCGUAAAUUAUUUAUGCACCAAGAAGCCCAACCACCCAUUGAGGCAUUUGCCCCCAAAAUGGUAUUCACCGAAGACUCGGAGGUCACCCAACAAACUUUGGAACAAUUAAUUAAACAAUCACAAAUCCAAGAUGCCGUCUUUGUUUAUAAUCUAAUGAAAACCAAGGGUGUUGAAAUUACCUCGGAGGCUAAACAAAGUCUUUUGGAAUUGUUGAGUUUUUAUAAUCAUGAGGAGCCAAUGCCUGAGGAAUAUUAUGAAGAACGUUGGUUUAAGGAAAAUACCCAAGGACAACAACGUCAAACCAAAACAUGGAAAGAUGGUGAUUUAGCUGAACAAGUGUUCAAUGAAAUUGAACCAAAAACCACAGAGGCAUAUGCUGCCAUUAUCCGCGGCAUGGCAAAAUAUUAUCAGGCUGACAGAGCUUACGCCCUCUUCCAGGAGGCAUUGGAGAAACAACAUUACUUGGAUACAGCCACGUACAAUUCGAUUAUCAAUAAUGUGAAUUUCCUUAAAGAAACACCCGAUCAAAAAUGGGAAUUGUGUAAAGAUUUGCUACAGCAGAUGAAACAACAACAAUUGAAACCAAAUUUAGGAACCUUAAACGCUCUACUCGAAUGUAUUAGCACCUUUGGCAACUAUAAAAUGGGACGCACCUGUGCCCUGCAAGUACUCUCCGAGUUCAAGAAGUUGGGUGUUGAAUUAAGUUUGGGCUCCUAUUAUUAUGUACUAAUUAUUUUCUGUCGUGAACGUGGUCCCGUUUCCCAUGUCAUUGUCGAUAUCCUCAAUGAGAUACAAGGCAAAGAAUUCAAAAUACAACAUCCCAAAGAUACAUAUUUCUUUGCCACAGCCAUGGAUGUAUGCCGUAAUCAUUUACAUGAUCGUUCAUUGGCCAAGAAAGUGGAUAAGCUGUUGCAUGUUGGUAACAAUUACGAUUUGAUUGGUGAUACCUAUAAGGAAUCGAUUUACUAUAGGCAUUACUUUGCCCUGCUGUGCCAGACAUCAACAAUUGAAGAGUUCUUGGAAACCUAUGAUAAAUUGGUACCCAAUGUUUAUAUCCCUGAACCGGGUAUUAUGGAAGAAGUCUUGAAAAUGGUUGAACUUAAUGCUGCCUAUGAAUUAAUACCACGCCUCUGGUCUGAUAUGGUAAUUUUCGAUCACAUUAAUCGUGAAAGUUUACUGUUGCGUACCUUGAAAAUUAUGUUGAACAACAAACCUGAUGUAAGCCAAAAAUCACAACAACAAUUACCCGAACAAUUUGCCAAGGUUGCAUUGGAUAUUUACAACAAAGUUGUGGAAUCGGAAGGUAGAGCUAAAAAGCUGUCUUUCACCGGACAAAUGAUUGGUGAUAUUCUUACGAUUUUGGUACGUGGUGGCAAUUGGGAAAAGGCUGUGGAGGUCUUUAAUAACAUUGAUAAAAAUCAACAUCGCAUACCGGGUACACCUUCGGAUACAUGUCUCAUGGAAUAUGUUGAGGCUGCCAUUUUGAAUAAAUCACCCUCCCAGGCUUUGCAAUGUUUACAGUAUGCCGUGGAAAAUCACAUGGAUGGCUUGUCAUUGGCCGAACGCAUCCAUAAAGGUUUUACGCUAAAUGAAGUCCACAUAGCCAAGAUGAAAUCUUUGGUGGGCGAUAGUUUUCUAAAGCAAUAAAUUGUUAUUAUUAUUUUUUUUUAAUUUU
Musca vetustissima is the source of this 1978-nucleotide messenger RNA. RefSeq names its product small ribosomal subunit protein mS39-like. Bases 1 to 1950 code for a protein of 649 amino acids. Gene Ontology annotation, cellular component: mitochondrion. NCBI's taxonomy places the organism in Eukaryota, Metazoa, Arthropoda, Insecta, Diptera, Muscidae. The record is from RefSeq and is a predicted model, not a curated record. Gene Ontology annotation, molecular function: rRNA binding; protein binding; ribosomal small subunit binding. The transcript is spliced from 3 exons. Gene Ontology annotation, biological process: mitochondrial translation.